GGAAAAAAACAAAAAAAAUCUUUCCGGUACCCAAAUCCAAUUCUCUCGUUCAAAUUUCACACUCUUCGGACAACAGUAUCUUAUUAGCGAAACUUUGGUUCGAGUAUGAAGAGCCGGCAUUUAUGUUUAUGGAUAAUCUUUAUGACCUUUAUGGGUUUUCAUGCAAGCUUGGACGCGAAAACUAUCGAUCCUUACAAGGUCCUUGGGGUUGAUAAAAAUGCAAGUCAACGGGAAAUUCAGAAGGCUUUCCACAAGCUCUCUCUCCAAUAUCACCCGGACAAGAACAAAAACAAGGGUGCACAGGAGAAGUUUUCUCAGAUCAAUAAUGCAUAUGAGAUUUUGUCAGAUGAAGAGAAAAGGAAGAAUUAUGACAUGUACGGUGAUGAGAAAGGCAAUCCUGGAUUUGGAGCUGGUCAUCCUGGGGAUCAGGGUGGAUAUACUUAUUUCACAGGUGGUGGACCAGGACAAAGUCAGUUUAACUUCAGACCCGGACAAUGGCAGGAUAUGGGUGGGCAGGGAGGUUCUCAGUCAUUCUCCUUCUCCUUUGGCGGGUCUGGUGGUCCUAGUUCUUUUGGAUUUGGUUUGGAUGACCUUUUUGGUAGUUUUUUUGGUGGUGGAGGACGUGGUGGUGGGAAUCAGUUUGGUGGUUUUGGCGGUUUUGGCGGUUCAACUGGUUCUCAAUCUGGAGCUAAGAGUUCCGGUAAAAGUUUUAGAACCAUAAAUUCCCAAAUCUUCAAAAAGGAAAUAGUUGAUCAAGGCAUGACUUGGCUUUUGUUAUCGUAUACACCCUCAUUGAAGGGGCUCGAACACUUUGAAUCCAUUAUAGAGGAUGUCAACAGUUCACUGCAAGGAGCUAUAAAGGUUGGAAGUAUUGAUUGUGGAAAGGAGGCCUCUUUCUGUCAGCAGCUUGGCACAUAUCCCCGAAGAUUUCCAAGGGUUUUUGUUUAUUCUUACAAGGGAAAUGAAAAGGGUUCUUUGAUAGAAUACAGUGGUGACUUGGUUGCCAAGAAUUUAAAGGCUUUCUGUCAAGACCACCUGCCAAGGUUUUCAAAGCGAGCUGACUUGAAUUCUCUUGAUGAAUUUUUAACUUCUGCAAAGUUGCCUGGGGUGAUGCUUCUGUCUGCUAAGAAAGAUACUCCUGUAAUCUGGCGUGUUCUUAGUGGUCUGUAUCACAAGCGCUUUACUUUCAGUGAUGUCCAGGUUCAUGAUGUUUCCGAUCCAAGAGUGAAAAAGCUGGGAGUUGAUGCGCUCCCGGCUAUAGUAGGUUGGCUCCCUAAUGGAGAGAAGCAGAAUUUGAAAACAGGGAUUUCCGUAAAAGAUAUAAAAUCUGCAGUUCAUGAUCUCAGUAAUAUACUUGAUAGUUUUGAAAAAAUAAGCAAAAAGGCAGGAUCAAGACAGGCCAAAAAAGCAUCCACUGAUUCGGAUGAGAGUCAGAUACAAUUCCUUUCUCGAUCAAACUUUGAUGUUCUUUGUGGCGAGAGAACCCCAGUCUGCAUAAUUGGUUCCUUUAGAUCCUCUAAAGCCAGAGAAAAGCUGCAAACAAUCCUCUCUUUGGUCUCUCAAAAAUCUUUCUCAAGGCAAUCAAAUCAAGCAUCAGGCUUCAAGGAUUCCAUUUCCUAUGCCCUUUUGGAUGCCACAAAGCAACCUUCUUUUCUUAAAGCAUUUGAUAAAACUGGAUUUAAGUCAUCAAAUACGUUCUUGAUUGCCUACAAACCUAAAAGAAGGAAGUUCACUUCAUUUCUCGGUGAAAUGACGAUGGAGGAAGUCGAGAAUUUCGUCAGCUCAGUUCUAAAUGGAGAUAUACCGUUCAGGGAAACAAGAGAGAAGCCUGUACUCAUGUAGAGCUUUGGGCAAUGACACUGAUUUUUGCAGUGUUACGAUGUCAUGUACAUAUUCAGUUGAGUUAUAUGCUAUAGUAUCACUAUGUUGAUCCUUUCUUAUCCUCAUGUGUGGAGGUAUUUCUGGAUCUUCCUCGCAGGGGCAGUUUUGGGACACAAAAGAUGUUCUUCAGCAAGUUAAAACAAAAGAUUUUACAGAAUUUUUUCUGA
Messenger RNA from Neltuma alba, 2048 nucleotides. RefSeq names its product dnaJ protein ERDJ3A-like. The transcript has 7 exons. Bases 106 to 1842 code for a protein of 578 amino acids. The record is from RefSeq and is a predicted model, not a curated record. NCBI's taxonomy places the organism in Eukaryota, Viridiplantae, Streptophyta, Magnoliopsida, Fabales, Fabaceae.